AUGGGAUCAGUCGAGGUUUCCAGAGAGCACCUGCUCGUGAUAUUUUAUCAAGUCUUCUCACCGGAAGUUGAGGGGGUGAUUCGAGAAAAGUUCGCCGAUUCGGAGGUCACCCUCUACCAGUCUAAACCAGGAGAACCAGUGCCUCGUGAGCUGUAUCGCAAUGCGACCAUUCUAGUGACAUUCACGGAUCUACCGGAACUUGAAGAUUCGCAUAAUCUGAAGCUUAUUCAUACAUUUUCUGCUGGCCUUGAUCACCUCAUGAGCCAUCCUAUUCUAAAAGAAGGCAGGAUUCCCAUUGCGACCAGCUCCGGGAUUCACGGUCCACCGAUAGCGGAAUGGACCAUCAUGAAUUGGAUUCUCGCAGGACGAAAGCAUUUCCAAGUGUAUGAGGCUCAAAAGGCUCAUCGCUGGGAUGAUAAAACGAAAUAUAUGCAAGGCAACCAUGACCAGGCCGGCAAGAAGGUCGGAAUCUUGGGUUAUGGCAGCAUUGGGCGACAGAUUGGUCGUGUUUCCCAAGCACUGGGGAUGUCUGUCUACGCAUACACUGCUUCGCCCCGCAAGACCCCCGAAUCUAAAAAGGAUACCGGCUACAUCGUUCCAGGAACAGGAGAUGCAGACGGCUCCAUCCCCGUUUCAUGGCACCAUGGUACAGACAAGGAAUCGAUCCGGUCAUUCCUUUCCUUGGGGCUGGAUCAUCUAGUCAUUUCACUCCCUUUGACACCUCAGACCACCAAGUUCCUUGGAGCCGAAGAAUUCGCUCUACUUUCCGAUAACAGCACUAGCCGAUUUGCUAAGCCUUACAUUACGAACAUCUCCCGAGGAAAGGUACUUGAUCAAGAUGCUUUGAUUGACGCAUUGAAUGCUGGUCAGCUCAGUGGAGCGGCACUGGAUGUUACGGACCCCGAACCGCUUCCAGAAGACCACCCCCUCUGGGAUACUCCAAAUGUGCAAAUCAGUCCCCAUCUGAGUGGUCUUGGCAGAGAAUAUCUUCCCCGAUCGCUUGACAUCUUGAAGCUGAACCUGGAUAGACUGGCUAAGGGGGAGCCAUUGAUCAAUGUUUACGGGGGCCGAGGCUACUAG
Molecule: messenger RNA, 1080 nt
Organism: Penicillium waksmanii
Lineage: Eukaryota; Fungi; Ascomycota; Eurotiomycetes; Eurotiales; Aspergillaceae
Product: D-isomer specific 2-hydroxyacid dehydrogenase family protein
Exons: 4
Coding region: 1-1080 (359 amino acids)
Molecular function (GO): NAD binding
Source: RefSeq, a predicted model, not a curated record